UCCAUCUGCCUGGAGUCCCCAAGUGGCUCGUGCGUGGGGCGGAACCGCAGGCAGGGGGAUGGCGAGAUUAAACCAGAAGAAAAUGACGUGGUGACCGUUUCUGAGCCCAGCUAUUCCAUAUGGAAUGCAGUGUAUACAGUGUCCCAUGCCCUCUAUAAAACGCUGUUGAUCAAAAUUGAAAUGCGAUCUAAAGAAGACAGAAACAUGGACUGGCUUCUUCCAUGCCAGAAUGUAGUGACUUAUGAUGAUGUGCAUGUGAACUUCACUCGGGAAGAGUGGGCUUUGCUGAAUCCUUCCCAGAAAAGUCUCUACAAAGAUGUGAUGCUGGAGACCUACAGGAACCUGUUUGCUGUAGGCUUCAAUUGGGAAGACCAUAAUAUUGAAAAACACAGUCAAAGUUCUGGAAGACUUAGAAGGCAUGAAAGAACACAUACCAGAGAGAAACCCUAUCAAUGUAAUCAAUCUGAAACAGCUUUAUCCCAACCCAGUCAUCUCCAAAGACAUAGAGUAACACAUACUGGAGAGAAACCUUAUGAAUGUAACCAGUAUGAUAUAGACUUUUUACAGCUCAAUCAACUGCAGAGACAUAAAAGAACGCAUGCCAGAGAGAAACCCUAUGAAUGCAACCAGUGUGGUAAAGCCUUUUCAUGUCAGGGAAACCAUGGACAAAUGUCUUCAAUAAAACUGAAAAACAUAAAUAGAUGCUUUGAUUUAACCUUUACCUCUGGAGCCUUGAGAGCCUCUCCUACUUGUUCCACGUAUUUUUCAUGCUGGCUUAAAUCCUGUCCCAUGAUCACCGAUUCUUACCUCAGACUGAGCGCUGCGGCAGGCUCCUUCUGCGUCCCGAGGUUUUUCUUCACCGGCCUUGCACUCUCGGCGUUCUUCACAGAAUCCCCUAUAUUCAGGCCUCCACAUUGGACAUCAAUUUUUUCCGACGCGCUGGACUGUCAGCGUGUAAUCUGGAUGGGGGUGUGGGAAUGGGAUGGAACAGGAGACGCGAAGAAUGGAGACAAGACGAAAAUCUGA
Psammomys obesus (fat sand rat) is the source of this 1026-nucleotide messenger RNA. RefSeq names its product zinc finger protein 431-like. Gene Ontology annotation, biological process: regulation of DNA-templated transcription. The transcript is spliced from 6 exons. The record is from RefSeq and is a predicted model, not a curated record. The coding region runs from base 181 to 1026 and encodes 281 amino acids. Lineage: Eukaryota; Metazoa; Chordata; Mammalia; Rodentia; Muridae.